AUGCCGGACGUACCUAGCCACCCGCUUCAACCUCUGAGUAUCGACACCAACAUCACUUAUGCCUUGGAUAUGUCCAAGUUCCCAGGUCUGGAUGACCCACAACAUAUGUACCAGCCUGCUCUGUUGAUAGCCACUGACUGGAGCGACUAUGUCUACCAUGACGCACAGUGUGUCAAAUAUGACGCAAACAGUUGCUCAAGUUCCCAUGAAUCGGACAGUCUAUUAGAAAAUGAUUUAUACUCUCUUAUAGAAUCCAGCCAGGAGUUCCUAACAGAUGUCGACACCAGCAACAUAAUUGACGAUCAAACUUUCCUGUCUCUUCUGGAUGACGUCGUUGAAGACAGUGACGUGAUCACCCCCAUUGACAUCAGUCCAGGCACAUCCAACACCAUAACAGAAUCUCUAGAAGACACCUGGGAUUGUCUUGACGAUGAAGUUCUUUUCCACACAGACGAAACAGAGCAGCACACCUGUGAAUUUGUCUCAAAAGAACAGUUAUCUCCCUUUGCAUCAUAUAUCAGGGGACAAAAACGACGCCGAAAUGACGAGAGCAUAAACGUGUCUGCUAACAAGAAAUCGAAAAUGGGGGAUAGAUCGUCUCUGCAUAUUCCAACCAUGGUUACCGUUUGUUCUAGGUCUAAUGGAUGUGAACUCCAGAGGCAAUCAUAGCUGAUAAUUUCUUUUAUUGCCUUUGAGCCCCAUCGAUCUCAGUGCUUGAACCUUUUGUCUACUCCACGUUACUUUGAAUACUCAAUAUAGUGCAUACGUUUGUUCCAAGUGACCUAUUGUUCUAUUUGUACAGUACAUACACAAAAGUAUCUUUUACACAGAUACAUGAUACCUACCAUGUUUCGCAUGUUUUGGCUUUUGAUAUUAUCUACAUCUGUUACUUAUCUACACCCAUAUCUUCUGUUACAUGAUUAAA
Messenger RNA from Haliotis rufescens (red abalone), 925 nucleotides. RefSeq lists its product as uncharacterized. The record is from RefSeq and is a predicted model, not a curated record. The coding region runs from base 1 to 669 and encodes 222 amino acids. Lineage: Eukaryota; Metazoa; Mollusca; Gastropoda; Lepetellida; Haliotidae. The transcript has 2 exons.